Molecule: messenger RNA, 18962 nt
Organism: Podarcis lilfordi (Lilford's wall lizard)
Lineage: Eukaryota; Metazoa; Chordata; Lepidosauria; Squamata; Lacertidae
Source: the annotation of a GenBank genome assembly
AUGAUUGACUCAGUCAAAGUAAGAAGACAGUGCAGCUUCGAUUUUUACUCUCAUUAUGAGCACCUUUGUUCAGUUCAGGGCUGUGUCCCUCUACAGUCCGUAAAAGCUAGAAGGCUUCUUGGUGUUCUUGAUAUAAAUGCAGAUCGCAUCAAACCUCCUGAUUGGGUACCUCUCUUGGAUGCUAUCAGGCACAACAAAACUUUGACUUCUAUUGCCAUAAGAAGCUUUCAUCAUCAGGGACACAGAGACUCAGGUAGUGACCAGUUAAAUUGUUAACCAUAUGGCCGCUCUUUCUCUCAUAAAGUUGUGUUCUUGUGCUAAAUCCUACUCUGAUCAGCUCCAUUCAGCAUGGUCAGUGGUCAUGGAUGAUGAGAGUUAGAGUCAGAAAUACUGCAAGUUUCUCAUCCCUGCAGUUACCUUUUUUAAAAAAAAGAAAAAUUGGGAUUAUAAGAAUUGUGUAUUUUGGGUUGUCCCCCCUGCUUUCUCUCCAUUUUUUUCCAUUUAACGGUCCAUCCCCCCCCCAUUCAUACUCCUUAGUAUUUGUUUCUUCAGGUUCCAGUAGAAGAGGGAGAGUUAUGGAUGUGACUUGCAUUAUGUUUAAGUUGGCCAUGGUGUCAUUAAUACAAAGGAAUUUGCAUCUGCUUAUGUAGCUAAAAUGGGAUGGUAGGCAGAAUCAAUCAGUCAAUCAAUCAAUCAAUCAAUCAAUCAAUCAAUAAUGGCCUAUGUAAACGCUUAAGUGGUGUUUGUUCUGAUGAUUUUAUUAGCUUUUUUUGUUUUCUAGGUGUUGAAAAGCAGGGAACAUAUAUUGUAAGAAGGAGAAUUCCAGCAAUUCGAUCCAAAGACUUUACUGCUCAACUAUGUAAAGCUAUUAAAAGUUGUCUGAUGAGAUCAAGUGCUCUAGUAAAUUUGGAACUACAGGGACUGCUUUUGAGGGAAAAAGACUUAAUAUUACUGACAAAAGUAAGACUGCUCAAUUGCAAUAAAUGUUUUCAUGGAAAUACUUCUGUGCCCAUUUUAAAAUUACUAAUAUUCUUUAUUUUGAAGGGGUUGGCUAACACAUCAUCUCUAGAGAGACUGUCUUUAGCAGACUCACCAAUUGGUGAUGGAGGUUUGGAAAGUAAGUUCUGAAUUUUCUGAAGAAAACUGGACUUAAUAUGCGACAGUGUCAUUUGUAAAAAUACAUCUUGUUUUACACAUUCAUAAUACUGCUGUAGUUAGUACAUGUUAAUUUGAAAUGUCCUGUUUAACCUUGUUUUAUGUUCUUUGGUAUUUUAAAAACAUUUCCCACAUUUGAAAUAAAAUAAUGGCAUUCUGAUUACAUCUUGGCUUUCUUCUGUCGGAAGUUCAUAGAAUAAGUUAAUUUGAUGGUAUCUUGGAAAUCCGUGGCUACCUUGGUGGCCAUGAUCUAUCUAUUUUUCUGUAUGACAGCUUAGGUAGCUGCUUCAGGUGCACUGAGUUAUAAAGAGGAGCAACUGCACCUGAAAUACAAAGAAGAGUAUAGCCUUUCUCAGGUGUUCUCCCUUUGCAUGAGAGAGAGUGCAGGGUAGCCCUUGCUGCCCCUUUCCACUGUUGUGGCCCUGCUGCCCACCCAAACCCUUAGCCAUUCACACAUUGUGGGGAAAGGUCUGUAUGCACAUAGGCUACCUCUCACCUCUUAGGCUUGAAAAGAAACCUUUCUAUUGCCCUGAAAGUUUCUGUUGAGGCUAACUGCAUUGCUGUGGAAGGGGCACGGAUGCAAGGUUGUGGGCCAGGCAAGGAGGUCUCAACAUGCCAUAAAUGUUCAAAUUUGUAUUCUCUGGAAAUAUACCACUGAUACUAGGUAGUGUUGUUCAGCAGUGAGACUGACAAGAGCUUCAAUCAGAGGAGUGAAAAAUGACAUACUGCAUGAGGAACUGGUGACUUGUUGGCUUGUAUUACAUGACGUGCAAACACACACAAACAUAACUUGGAACUACAUUAACGAAAACACUUGUACAAUAGUGUUUUUCCAUAAUUUACUAUGUGAUAGGAAGUAUGAAUACACAAAUGACACUGAAAAUAAGGGAAGUACUUAGAUUUUUUCUUUCUUAUACAAAAGCUUUGGGAAAGUAGACUGCUUAGUACAGCAGUUGCCACUCUAGAGUUGCCAUCCUUGUUGCAAGCACAUGGCAGCACAACAUUGCUGAUCAAUGAAGUGAGAAUGUAUUGGUGAUUAAAAGGAGCUUGAAAAUGUACAAGAUAUCAACCUUCUAUACUUAAGUAGUGACAUCUCUCUUUAUUUCCAGUGAUUUGUCAGAGUGUGAAGAAUUCAGCUUGCAUCAAAACUAUAGAUUUUACAGGGUGCAGUUUGACAUGGCGAGGAACCCAACACAUGGCCAACAUUUUAAAGGUAAAACCACUUUUGAAAUUUGAUGUAAAUGUUGCUAUUCCUGUCUGUAAUUUAUAUGUGAACCAAAUGCUAACUAUACCUGCAUAUUACGCAGAAGAGCCUUGGCACUAUCUGCUGUCUCGUCUGCUAAGUCCAUGUAUCAACUCAUCUAUAAGAUGACUUUUUAAAGUUUGAAAUGUCCCGUUUAACCUAAUUUUAUGCUCUGUGGCAUGUUAAAAACAUUUUCCACAUGUGAAAGGCUUUUGUUUUUUAAUUGAAAUGUUGACUUCAAAUUAUGUCAGCUUUUAAAGGGCUGUUUGUGGAUGUGCAUAAUCCUCAGGAUUUUUACUUGGAAGUAAAUUCCACUCAGUUUUAAGGGAUUUACAGUGUCAUUCUAACCAUUCUAGCCAUGUCUACUGAAAGGUAAGUUGUAUUGAAUUCAGUGGGGCUUAGUGAGGUUUGGAGUGCAAGCCUUACUCCCUAGUUUAGGAUAUUUAGAAUUGCACCCUGAGUCUUCUGUAACGCAAAUCCAUGAUCUUUAAGCAUAUGUUUCUGUUUGUGAUGAAAAUUGCCUGCCCCUAAGGACUACUUCUGAAGCCCUAGUAUACUAACUUCUAACAUAGCAUCCAGUUUUCCUGAAGUUCACAGUAAGACAAGCCAUUCCGUUUUGACAGGCAUGCAGCAUUCUGUUUGCCUUCACAUAGUAAAGAAUGAGUUUGAAAUGUAACUUAUUCUCAAGUGUGUUUUAAUAUUACUUUAACUUUAGCUUUAGCUCUCAUGAUACCUUCAACAAUAUAAUGGUCAUUCAGUUUUUGUAUUCUAGCUGGCAUUUUCAGCAACUAUUUGCAUUUGCAUUUUGGUGCUUUUGUCUUUGAAAGCAUCAGGCACUGAAAAGACACAGCGAAGCUUGGGCUGAGAGCCUGCGCUAUAGGAGACCUGAUUUGGACUGCAUGGCUGGUUUAAGGCGCAUUACUCUCAACUGCAACUCACUUAUUGGUGACCGAGGUGCUGCCGUUUUAGCUGAAUGCCUUGGAGAAGACCUAUGGUUAAAAGGUAGGUGCUAAUUAUAGAUAUAGUUGUAAACAGCAUGCUUGUGUAGGAUACAACACCUUUACAUGGAGUAAAUUACUGCAUAUUUUACAAGGUCUGUUUCUUAAUAUGGGGAGAGGAAUGUCAAGUUCCCUGCCAUUUUCUGUGAACUAACUUGUAGCUCUAAUAUGGUCCUAUAAAUAAGGUUUAGAACCAUUCUUAAGUACAAAGAAUGGUUCUGUAAAGAAUUUCUGUUAAGUCUUCUGUUAAGCCGAAUGUAGGCUCUGCAUUUAAAUAAUUUGGCCCAACAUGAUUGCUUUCUUCUGUCCCUUUCUUAGCUUUCUACCCCUCCCUCAACUUUAUUUCCAUGAGCUUUAUCAGUUAGGGACUAGGUCUGGGGAGGGCCUUCAGCAGCAUGAGGAAUAAGGGCUGUUGCUCCACUAUCAGGAGCGCUAGCUCCUCAGAAGUAACACUGAAUAAUCUCAACUACCAUAUUUUUCUGUCUAUAAGACGCCCCCAUGUAUAAGACGCCCCCUAUUUUGGGGGACUCUGAUUUAAGAAAAUGGGGGGAGAUGUAUCCGUGUAUAAGACACCCCCUAAUUUUUGACAUUAUUUUUUAGGGAAAAAACCUAGUCUUAUACACGGAAAAAUCUGGUAAGUAGGCAUGACCAGAUGAAUCUUGCUAUGUGUGGACAGUAAUGCAAAUAACAGUGUAUGUACUUGAUUAUGUAUGAGACCAGUUAACAUGAAACUGACUGAGUGAUGGGCAAAUAAUUUAGUGGGCAAAGUGUGUGUAAAAUCACACAGAAUUUGUUGAAAUAACAUAAUACUUCUUUUUCUUCCAGAAUUUGGCAACUUCAGGUUGAAGUUAGAGCAGGGUCUGUCUAAACAUUCUGCUGUGUCUGUGUUUAGAUACUUCUAGAUCAUGCCAAUUAAUAAUAUUCUUCUUUAAUAUUCUAGCACUUGAUUUGCAGCAGUGCGGAAUUACCAAUGAGGGAGCUAGAUCACUUUUGGAUAUAUUUGAGACCAACAAAACAAUUGUGGUUCUAGACAUCAGGAAAAAUCCAUUAAUAGGUAUGUUUCUUUUGGUUGCACCAUCCAGGAGUAUAAAAAUGUAUAUUAGAAUUUGAAAAGUAUAAUGCACUUAAAAACAAUGUGACAUUAAUGUUCCCCACCGUCUUGAGAAUGAGGAUAUUCAGGGCACUCUUUAAAGAGAGAGCUGCUUCUUGUGGGGCAAAACCAGAUUUACAAAUGUGCAGGUAUUGUAGGAUUCUGUCUAGGAUUCUGCCUUUUGACAGGGUCAUAUUUUGAAUUGGACAAAUGCUAGAGAGCGCUCUCUGUUGCCUCCACUGAUGACUCCUUCCCUCAAAAUUGAGCCAUAAAGUACUCUUUAAUACCUUCUCUCUCCCCAACAUGAAUACUAAUAGGCAGGUGCUCAUGUUCUUUCCUUAUACAUCUCUGUUGCUGGCUGCCAUGUACUAGCGAAGAGACAUGUGUAAGGAAGUGACUAACUGAGGUGCAUUGGGAGAAAAUGGAAACCUUUUGGUUGUGUAGAAGGAAGUGACUAAAGUGCAUUGAUUGGUACCUGUGAUGGGUACAUACACACUCUAGGGCAGCAGUAUCCAAUGUGGUGACAUCCAGAUGUGCCAUCAGCCCCACUUGUCAUGUCAUGGUCAGACAAGAUAGGAAUUGUAGUCUAACAGCAUCUAGAAGUUACCACACUGGCUUCCCUGUUCUAGGGGCUGCAUGUCAAAACUGCAUCAGCCUAAAGCUCCCAGAUCUAACCAGUCUUCAGUGCAGUAAGCUUAAAAGGCUUCAGGCAUCUGCCUUCUAAGGGCCAAUACUCAUGAUCACCGAGCUUGUAAGAGUGAUUCAAACCUACUGUGUGGGUUGGUUAUAUACCCAUGGUUCACCAGCAGUAGAUUCUGCCAUGAAUAAGGCCUUUGAGGGCAGAAACUAGAAAGUGCUGGAAGACUCUGGAAAGUUCAUAUUGUUUUGACUAACUCAGAGUCAUGUGGAGCCAGGAGAGAUAAAUUCCUGGGCUCAGCGAGCUGCCGUAUCUCUUGGCUCUCUCUCUUUGCUCUCUUUUACUCUGCUUGUACAUUGCAUGGAACAGAAUUUUUGCCACAGUAAAGUUUUUCUUUUACUGUGGAUCUUUGAGUCUGCGUGGUUGUUUUUUAUUUACUGCAAGACGUUACUGUUCGACAGAUUCACCAUACGGAAGCACAUGCCUGUAUCUCUUGUGAUGUAAAAGAAAAAAAUAGCCAUUUAAUGGUCUCCCCCUCUUUCCACUUAAUAACCUUAGUGUCUUCAUAACUUAAUAACUCAAAACCUCGAAGCUCUGGUUAGACAAUCAUUGAGACAGUAAAUUCCUGGUCCCUCUUUCUGCACUAGCAUUUAGAUAACUCUGGGGAUAUAUUUAGGUCCUUUGACUUGGCUCUUUGAUAGAUAUGGGGCUGAGCCAUGGAGACUUUAUAUAUAGGUAGUUCUUUUAGCCACUCUAGUAGUAGAAAUGAGGGCAGAGGAGAGGCUGAAUGGAUUAUAGUGGGUGCUAAAAAAAUAGCAUAUAAUGAAAAUGUUUUUGUUAAUCUUUUUUUGUAGAUCAUGCUUUAAUGAAGACAAUAAUUGAAAAAGUUCUGAUGAAUGCAAAUGGAAGUAACAUGGAGGUAUAUUCUGUAACAGAGUUUGUUUGUAGUUACUAGUAUAAUGAAAUAAUCUACAAAAUACCAAAUAAUUGUGCCAGUCAUUUCUCUGCUCAUUACAUUUUGGACAAUGGAAGUCUUGGGGGAAAAAAACACUUUUGAGUUAUAAAAAGGCAGAGCAUGUUUUUAAAAUUCAGACUAGCAUUAGGUUGCUUCUUCAAUGUGCUCAGAGCAGGUUUUUAGUUUGGUCAGACAGGGAGACACUUCCUUUUAUCUCAAGCAAAUAAUUUUUCUCCUGUUCCUGAGAAUUUCCUAUUCGCGUUGCCUCGUGUUUUGCUUGAAUUCAUCCAGUUUGCAGACACUGCUUGAAGACUGGGACAAUACUGAUGACACCUGGUCCCAAAGCACUGAAUGACCUCACUCAGUGGUUUCAUAGAUACAUAGUAAAUAAUAUAUAAAACUCUGUCGAAAUGCAAACACCAAUUCCAAUGAAGAUAAGUGAUUGGAAGUGUUGAAUUAGACAAAACAGAAGAACUACUGGAGAAUCACCACCACCAGAUGUUCUAAACCGUGUAAAGAAUGGUGCAAUCUACACAGUCAAAAACUGCUGAGAGGCCCAGUAAGAUCAGUAGGGAGGUGAUGUCUUUGUUGACCUUCAGGAAAGGGAUCCCCUACCAGGGCUGCUGGUCUCUUGCUGAUACUGGACUGAAAAGGGUUGAGAGGUGUAUCAUUCAACAAUACCUUGAGGAAUUCUUCUUGCACAAAUACCAUAAUCAUUCCACCAAAGAGAAAGAUUUGGUGCUGGUUGAAAACUGGCUAAACUUCUUUAUUUGGUGUAGAUUUUUAAAAGAAUGAUUGGACCACUGCCAAUUUGAAAUUCUGGCCUUUAAAGGAAUAUUACCAGUCUUGUUCAGAAAUUUGCUAAGCUCUCCAUGAUAGAUCUGUGCUAGCCAAGGCAUGUGAUGUUGCUAUUUUAAUGUGGUGGUUUUCAAACUCCCAAGCACCCUGUCAACAUUCUUAAGAAUGAUCUUAUGUCAAUCCAAGCAACAGCAAUGGGUGGCUGUAGACUACAUAUAAACUACAGCAUCCAAGCCAGACUGAAUUUGAGUUAGUUUAUCAAUGAUGCAUCAGGCAAAACCAUCAGAGCAAGCAGUUUCUGGUGACUCAGUCUGGUGAACCUCCUGAAAAAGCUCAGCUGCAUGCAAUUCUUUUGAUGUUGUGGCAGAGAAGAAAGAUUUCUUUGCAGUUGCCAUCACUACCACCUCAUAGGCCUGGGAAUGGUGUGCUCAAUGAGCCCAGGAAGUAUGCAAUUUAAGUAAGGAUGUUCAUCUUGACGUAGUUACUACUAAAUCAAAUUAUACACUCUUUUUCUUUUCCUUCAGUAUAAGUGGCUUCCAUCUCCACCCUCAAAAGACCUUAAAAAUAAACCUAAAAAAAGAACAGUUGUCUUAGGAAAUGGCAGAAAAGGAAAAGCUACUAUUCGUAUUGGUAAGUAUAUUGCUUUGUGCAAGUUGAUAUAAAAUAAAAAUUAAUUGAUAUGUCAAUGAGUUGAUACAGCUUGUAUAUAUAGAUGGUCAUAUUUGUUUAGAAGCAAGACUAAAAAAAUGAAAUAGUAAAACAAAUGAUAAGAAAGAAACUUAAGAAACUGCCUAAUAAACUAAAAAAGAUAUUCCAACACAUUUUUAGUUACUAGUGAACAAAAAAUGCAGAACAAUCAGGAUCUUGGAAUAAGAGUACUUCCAGGAAUUUAAAUUGGGGUGUAUCUAGGUUACUAAACCAUGGUUAUCUCCUGGCUGAGCUAGUCAUACAUCAAUUUAUUCAAUUGAUUCCAGCCAGUUGGCAAGGCUGAAAAUUAUUUUGGCUUGAAGAAUGAAAGCUUCAAAAACAAACCAACAACCAGCAAACAAAAUCAUUGAUUCCAUUUUUCAUUUUUGAAGUGCUUCUCAUUUUCAAAGUAGAACUAUUUAAAACAUACUAGCCUAGCCAUUCCAAGUGCUUCUGCCUCUUGCUGCCAAACCACCCAACAUUUCUCUCUACCUUGAAGCUAGCCAGGGAAGGGGGGCUGGGAUCUUCCCCUUCUUUACAUACAAUCCUCUCAACCUCAGUGAAACUUCAAGAGACAAUUCCCCACUGCUUCCAAGCUAAAGCUUAAGGCAGUAGCUCAUUGUCACCAUUAACAAAGGGUCAUGGACCACUUGCUAAGGCAGGGGUAGUGAAUGGAAAUAUGGAUGGCUGCUAGUACACUUAACUAGGAUAGAUAGUAUACAGAGUUCUGAGACAUGCCCUAUGUUUAGGAUUAAAUGUAGUCAGAAAUUUCAGGCUUCAAUUUGCUGUGUUCAUACUUUACCAGUGUUCAUGUCCUUAGGUAUCUAUCCAUCAAUGCACACAACCCACAUCACUUCCUUAAUACAGCUUGCAUACUGCCUUCCAUUUUAAAUCCAUUCACAAUCCAGGCUUGAAAUAUGUGGAGGGAAAAUGAAUCACCUGAAGCCCAACAUUCUAAUUUUAAGUGAGGUCUGUGCUGACCUCAUGCAGUAAAUUUAAUGUCCUGAGUGAUGUUUCAUUAAACAAAAAGGUUUGUUUUAAGGCUUUUCUAGUAAUUGGAGUUUGUUAUAUAUGCUUCAAAUAUGAGCUUCCUAGUUGGCAUGGAAAAACAACUUCUGAGCAAGCCAGCCAAGGCAUUUUUAUGACUACUUAAAUUGAAAGGUAUCUAAAAUGUAUUAUCUUGAUUAAUUUAUGUAUCUGGCUAUUUCCCUACUUCUGCUUCAGUAAUCUGGAGACACAGAGGUAAGCAUGCAAGCUAAUAUCUAUGAACUUUCUGGACACCAAGGCUGCAGUUCUGUGUAGUUACCUGGGAAUGAACAUGCAUAGGAUUGUGCUACAAGAUUGCCAUUUGCCAUGGAUGGUAUCUCCACCAAGCGGGGCACUUUUCUUCCCCAUGGAAGAAAAUGGAUAUGAUUGGACUGUGCAAUGGAAUAUUAAGUACAUUUACUCAUGAGUCUUGUUCAACAUGGUGAGACUUAGCCUGAAUCUAGCAUCUGACUAUAAAAAGAAAAAUUAUGUUAAAACAAUGUUUAUAUAUAAAAUCUGGAAUUUCAUCAACAGCAUGCUCUAGUGACUGAAAUAUAAAUCACAACAAUGUAUAUAUUUUAAGCCUUGAAUCAUUUCCAUUUAUAUUGCUUUUCCUGCAAUGAUCUCAAGGCAGCACCCAUGAUUCUUCCUAUUUCUUACAACACUUACAACAGCCCUGUGAGACUGGUUAUUCUGAGAGAUGUUGGCCUUGAUGGGCUUGCUAUAUAGCUUGCUCUACCUAACCUAAGUUCCUCUGUCAUAACUUUUUAAUUUUUCUUUUAAUUUUUAAAACGGUACACUUUCACAGGUCUAAUGAGGACUAAUGUGCAACAAUACGGAAUCACAUAAGGAUUCCCCGUUGUUGCACAUUAGUCCUCAUUAGCCCUGUGAAAGCAAGUUACUAGUAAGUCCUAUAAAGUUUUAUGAACCUAUGUGGUGGUAGAAGAAUUAUUUGUUGACUUUUAAUCAGCAUUUUCCCAAGGACUUUCCAACUGUGGAAUAUAACCUGGGACUUAUGGAAUAAAAACAAUUUCUCAGUAAAAUCUUAGAUGAUUGAUGUUGGAUUGACAGCAGAAACCCAUUUCAUCUACUUCUUGUCUCCUAAUUUUUUAAAAUUCUGUAUCCCCCCCCCCCCGUGUUAUCUGGAUCAAUCGUUCUUCUUUCUCUUGCUUGCUAUGAUACAGGAUUUGCAUCAAAAAAGCCCUUAAGUCCUAGUAAGACAAUGCUGUGUGAUCAAGACAGCUAUGUUCCAAAGCCCUUGCCUCCAGGAGCACGUGGCUUCCUGCCUUGGCGUACUGCUGAACGUGCAAAACAGCACAGGUAAUAUUUAUUGAAGGCAGUGAAAAAAUGCCAUAUGCUUUGUGGAUUAAGGUAACGUGGAAGGGGCUAGUAUAUUCUUAGGUAGCCCUGGCAUAUAUAUUUCCACUGAGUUCAAAUUGUGUUAUAGAUAUGUAAACGUACAGUGCUAUAAAUAGUUUUAAAAGAAAUAAGUGACACCAGCAUCUGUGUUGUACUCAGUAGCUCAACAUCUGAAUGCCCUGCAGCUUAACAACUUCUUUAGGGACCCCUACAAGCACCACUCUCUUUUGAAAAGCUUGGCUUGUGUCUGGGAUAGAAAUCACUCUUGAUAUUGUAAUGACUACUUUGAUGACACAUGAAUCAACCUCGUGGCUAGUUGUUGUACAUGUAUGCCAUAUAGGGCUUGUGCCCAUGUAGAAACUGUAGGUGAAAAUCAAGUGAUGCUCCCAAUAUACCAUGUUCUUGUGAAGACAGCUAGUAUAUUUGUAUCAGUUCAAGAGAGAUUGGAGAAAGACGUGCAUAGUUUUUGCUGUGGUGGUUGAACUCAUCUAAAUAGGAAUUCUGAUUCUGCAAAUAAACAUGGAACGCAAGUGAAUUAGGGAGAGAGAUUCCACUGACCCCAUUCACAGUCUGCUAUGAAUUACUUACUGUCAGCAGCUUGCUGUUGUACAUUAACAGUAUUUUGGGUGGAGGGAAAGUGAAGGCUUUGGUUGGGAAUACUGAUAUGCGGACUUGAUCUCAGGCUGAAAUAAGCUUUGCUUAAAUCUGUGAAGUCAUGCUGCAAACAUCAGACUCCCCCUCCCCACUUCUUAAAACAUUUAAUUUGUGUUUAGGGCUGCAUCUAGGAAGAGUACUCAUGAAAUUCCAUUGCAAAUCCAGGUAACAUUAUAAUUUCUCCUCAUUUCUAGGAAACAAACAAGAGAGUAUUAUCACUGGCUUUGGGAAGGACAGCUUAUUUUUGACAAUGUCCGAUUGUAAAGAUUCUUCCUUAGGGAAGUUUAUGACUUAAAUUCAGUAACAAGUACAGUGUGACCUGGACUUGUAGAAGAGGCAAAAUAAAAGAUAUCUAUCAGAUUAUCACUAAUGUUAUAUAAUCCACUUGUAAAAUGAGAUCAUUAACAUAAUUAAAUCUAAUUGUAUACUGUGCCUACUGUAUGUGCAUGCAGGCUGGCAUUCCAGUGAAAGUAACUGUGGAAAGUGUGUCUUCAUCUGAAACGGAGACAGAUGGUGCUGCAGAGGAUGUUAUAUGUGAAACUGAUGCCACAAAGUCACCAGAAAUAAAGUUAAAACAGUACCAUCAGUUACAGGUACAGUUUCUGUCUUUUAGAUUUUAUGAAAGACAGAUGAAAUUCAGUGAUUAGCCUUUGUGCAUGGGACUAGGCACAUAGAAAUAGUCCGCAAAUGACCCCAUAUAACUUAAUUUUUCUAGAAGGCUGCUAGAUGUACAGGUCUUUAAAUUUUUAUAAAUACAGAAAUGAAUUGCAAAUAUAGGCUGUGAUCCAGAUGAAUGCAGGCAAGGAAACCAUAUGUGCAGUUGGUACCUCACUUUGCUUUGGGAGUUGUAGUAACAAAAGCAACUAGAUAAGCAACUUUGGGGGGGGGGAAACUUGUCUUAUUUACUAAGGGCAACAGUGGCAAAAAAUUAAUAGCACCUUGUCUGCCCAGAAUUAAGUUUUUUUGAGUUAGACAAUAUGUAAUUUAUAAUAUAUUUCUAUGAGAUCCAUGCCCCCACCUGUCUUACAUUUGUUUACAGAAACUUUAUUUAACCCUCCUGCCAAUACUAGUUAAUCCUACAAUCUUUCUCUUGACAAAGGCCACCCUAUAGAGCAGCCAAGGCAGUUUGUGUCUUCAAAGGAGACCUGAAACGGAAAUGGAUCUGCGUAUUUGUCCAAGAGUAACUAAGCACCCUUUUCAUUACCUUGCCCCGGAAAGGAAUAUUAACCACUUGCCCAUUGCAGUUAAUGUCAUACUUGUGCAAACUAGGAGCUGGUCAAAUUAUAUCAUCUUUUAAAGAAGCUGGAAUUGUGCCAUCCUGUGAUCUCCUAGACUCAGAUGAACAUCCCCUCCCUGCUACAUUUAUAAUAAGCCAGAAUUGAUCAGGUACCUUGGUCUACAUACUCAAGUAGCAAUAACAGUGCUCCAGGCAGCUCCACAAAUGAUAUGGCAUUAAUUGUGGCAACCAAGUCAUGAUAGAUGCCAUCUAUGUGAUCCUCAAAGUGCCUUGCAAAUGUGUCACAGCAUGCUACUGAGGGGUCUACUGUAUCUCCUGAAAGCCAGAUUUCAAAAGGCCCCUCCGCACCCAGAAAAGCUCUACUGGACACUCCAAGAUGGAUGCAGUGGUGGAGAAGAAGGACCCGUUUCCUCGCUUGCAUCAUGACAGAGGAGGCCUGAUGGGUUUGAUCAGACUCAGCAUGUUUUUCUCCACCUUCACUGCAGCCAUCUUCAUUAACCUCAGUUCAGGUGUAUAGCAAGGAGCCACACAGGCUCAGCUGGGUGGAAGAGGGUGCUUGGGAGUGAUUGUGUCACCUACCUGAGAGUAGAACUUCAGCAGGAGUGCCAACCAUACCAGCUGGAAAAUUCCCCAGAGCCCUCAGUAAUCAAUUAGUCUUGGACUAUUUCACUCCACAGACAGGUAAAGUCACUGAUAGCCUGAAGUUCAACCGAAGUGACCUGAUUGCAACAAGGGAAUUAAUAUCAAUUUCCUCACUUUUAGAACACUUAUCUUUCUGCCCUGUUGAGCAAACCAAAUCUCAAGAAUUCCAGGUUUCUGUGUUGAACCAAUGACAUGCCCAUGGUUGUCAUGACAGCUGUGAAGUCCUGACCUGCCUCACAAGGUAGCCCUGGCAUGAAUGGUGAGAUACACCAGAAGCCCUGGAAGUCUUCAACACUGAGAAUAGCUCAAUCAGCUCAGGUAGGGAGGCUGCUGAGCAGAAGGGAGUGGUAUACCAGUAGCACCCCCAAUAUGUAUUGAAUGCCCAAAAUGAGUUACAAACACCUCAAAUUGGUACGUAUUCAGAUCAGAGACGUAGAAAAGCAGUGGCUCCCCCAGCCAAUAUUGGUGCUGCACUAAAUAACCAGAUGGGGGCUUUCUAUAACUGUGUGCUGCAGAUUGAACCUGGGAACCUUUACAUGCUUUCUACCACUUACCGUAUUUUUCGCCCUAUAGGACCGCACUUUUCCCCCUCCAAAAAUGAAGGGGAAGUGUGUGUGCGUCCUAUGGGGCGAAUGCAGGCUUUCGCUGAAGCCUGGAGAAUGAGAGGGGUCGGUGCGCACCGACCCCUCUCGCUCUCCAGGCUUCAGGAAGCUCUGUGCAACCCUUGGGAGACCGGUGCGAAGAGCGUGCCCGGGCUUCGCGCAGCUCUCUGCAAGCCUGGGGAGACCGGCGCGACUUCCCGCCGGGCUCCCUAGGCUUGCGGAUAGCAGGCUGUUCUGGGGGCUGGGGUCGGGGGAAGCUCGGGCUUCCCCCGCGCCUGGGGGGGAAAAAAAUAAUUCCCCCCCUUUAUUCCCCCCCCCCAAAAAAAAACUAGGUGCGCCCUAUGGGGCGAAAAAUACGGUAACUAUGGCCUCUCCUUCUGAGAGAUUCUGUGUAGGACAUGGUGUGUUUCAUUCCUUGCUCUGCCUCUGACGCAAAGACUGCAUCCUAGAAUUCUGACAAUGUUAUCUAGUAUAGUAGUCUAAGGAUAAAAUAUUCCCAUAGAUUCAUUGGUGAGUACUGUGUGUGUUGGGGGAGAGAAGUUAGACCUUUAACUGCUUGUGUUUACAGCUGUUUGUUAUAGUUUCUUUCCAAAGUGAUGUGUUAGGAACCUUUUUCUCUUCCAACUGAAAUGUUGUUUCAAACAAGAGCCACUGGAGCGAGCCAAAAUUUCUUGAAGGAUUUACUAUAGGAAACUACAAGAUUGUAAUUAAAAGUUAACUACUGUAGUUAAAAGCUUAAUGAUGCUUAGUUUAAGUUUAUUUACAUCCAUAUAAUAAUUAUUUUGAUCAGAGUGAGGGUAAUGCAACUGAUCUGCUUGAUCCAUGUAUCUAAACUUUACCUAUGUAUGGGAUGUAUACAGACACAGCAGUAACAUAUUUUAAUAUGGUUUUGUCUUUUGAGGUUAAAACCCCUGAUUUUGAGAGCAGAGGUAACCCAGAAAAUUUUGGAAAUUCCAAAAUUCUAAAGCAUAAAUCCCAAAGAAUCUAAUUUUCAGCUAUAGUACCCUUAAGAAACCAUGAUCUUCCUUCUGACAGAUGGAUUAUGAAAAAUGUCAAUUAAGAUUAAAAGAAGAACGAAGAGAGAGGGCAACUGCUGAAGAACGGAUAAUGGAGGUAGCACUCAUUUUCUUUCUUAGCGCUUUUUUAAAAAGAGACACUAACUUGUCCUGCUUUAAAUAGUGUUUUAGCCUUUUUUCUCACAUAAGUAGAAAAUUGAAUUUUCCAGGAUUUUAGGUUUUAGAGGCUUUUCAAACUGAGUUCAAUAGAGCAUACACAAUUUGUCAGCUUUAAAGCCAUAAGGACAUCAACACUCAGUGUGAUAUAAUUUCUUUUCUGUUCAGGGCUUUUAAACUCUUAUCUGAUAAUAUAGCUUUUGUUUAAAUGAGUGUAUAUAAUAUUGUUGGAGUGGUGGUUAUGGGAAAAUAACAGCAACCUAUUCUGCACUAAGGGCCACACACGAAAUAUGGAAGCAGCAGGUGUGUUUCCCCAAGUUGCCGGGUAUUUAAUUUAGUAUUAAUUAAAUUAUGUUUCAUGAUUUCUUCUAGCUGGAACUAGAAAACACCCGCUUACGGAAUCUAAACUGUUCUUUGUCAGAGGUCCUCCAUGCACAGUCAGUAGCCAGCACAAUUCUUGAAGAUGAAGGAGUUUUGGGCAGCAUUGAGAGUUCUUUCCAAAAGUUUCAUGCUUUUUUAGAUCUUCUAAAAGACGCAGGGUAAGAGUGUGUUCUUUUGAGUUACCCUUGGAAUUAUCCAUUCUAAUAGUUUGUUAUAGUUCAAAACCAUCAAUGGUUCAUCUUCUGAGAUCCUCACUGCUCAAAAGUUUGCCUAAUCCUGGGGUCGCCAACCCAGUAUCAGCAGGCACCGUGGCACUUGUGAAGGCCUUUCUGUCCUUCAGGUCACCUGACCUAUAUUAAUUUUAUUGAAGAUGAGGCCCAUGACCUUCUAUAUAGAACACUUCCUAGAGUUAGAAGGCCCCACCCCCUUCUACUCCAGUUUGGUUACAAAGGGGGGGGGCAUUCUCUUUGAAGGGAAUCCUGAACAUGCCAUGGGGAAAACUGGAAUGUUACUGGCUUAUGCAUUGUGAGAUAAAGAUGACAUGGAAAGGAAAAGUAGGGUGGUGGCCAUUACUUUGAAUGCCCAGAAGGGCAUUUCAUUUCAGCAUGAAGUGAGGAGGGAAAAGCUACAAAGAUGGUUUCUCUAGAUGCUUCCUAGCUUGCAUGUGGACCUGUGAAUUGUGAAGGCAGCAACAGGGUUUUCCGUGUCCUGGAGGGCAUUUUCUUUCAGUGUGAGUUGGAUGGCAAAGAGAAUCAAUGAGGAUGAUGUCCCUGAUUGCUUCAUGGUCAGUCUGACCACCCCCCUGGGUGGGCCUUUACAAGGCAUUUGGGUAUAGAGGGGGAGAUCUGUGUGGUCAGUGUGUUUGUGUAAAGAGAGUCUCUCCCCCACCCUUUUAAAGAGCUUGGUGUGUGGAAGAAUAAAGGAGCAUGAAAGGUCAGGUGCUAAGUCUUUUGCAAACUACACUGUUAUGAACAGAAAACCAUUCAACCUCUUCUCUUUGCUUAAAUGCCCAAGAAAGGAUGUCCCCUCUUCCUUUAACUUUUCAGUGCUGAAGAAAGGGCAGAGGAACUGACUUCAUUUAGCUGCCUUUCUUUGCUAUGCACAUGUACAGCUUCUUUUCUUCCUCCUGACUUUAUUUUCCUCCCCUCCCCAUUUCUUUUUAAUGGAACUACUGCUAGUGUGGCAUACCACAAAAUUAUGUGUAAAUUCAUUGCUGUCCUUCUCACUCCCACCAGACCGCGGGAGGUCAACUACAUUAUGCUGGUCCUGAUUCUACACAAUUCUGGUCCUGAUCACACAAUACUGAUUUUCUCUGCAUGCAUGUCUGUGUGUGUGUGUACACACCCACAGAUGCUCCAACAAAGAGCAUUCCCCUGUACUAGGAAAAAAAAUAUGACGUUGCCACUCCACACAUGCUCUCUCUCACACAUUGCUUCCCCCCUCCCUGAUUGAGCCUGCCCUCCCUGGCAGUCAGCCAGCUAGUUGAUGCUGCACGUGGUGAAAAGGAGCAACCUCUAAGCUAGCAACAACAGCAGUUCUUGGACUGUGUGUGGAGUGGCCACAUCGUAUAUUUUUCCUACUACGGGGGAAUGCCACCCAACAGCAGCCAUUUUAUGUGUCACCCAUGACACUCUCUCCAAAUUCCCAUUGCCCCCCAACGCCUGACCUAAUCAUUGUUGGAGAGCAAAAGUGUAUAAAAAUGAUCUAAAAAUAGUUUCUUCUCUGUACUUAUGCUGUGAGCAGCUGUAUUAGCGUAUGAUUUUACUAACAAUUAUAAUGUUUUAUUUUAGAUUUUUGUAAACUGCUUAAAUGUUUUCUUACCAUCAAAUGGUAUAAAAAUUUUAAUACGUAUUUUAUCAUGCAGACUUGGACAGCUUGCAGCAAUGGCUGGUAUAGAUCAAUCGGAUUUUGGCUUAUUUGCCCAUCCUCAAAUGACUUCUACUGUAGCUAAACCAGCAGUAACAGAAAGGGAGAAGUCAUUUGAAGAAGAAAGACAAGAACACAUGGAGAAUUUCAAAGUAAGUAUGGUGACAAGUGAAGAAUACUGCCUGCUCAAAAUUCAUCUGGUGUGUUGUUGUUCAAUUCCUCCCCCUUUUGCUUUACCUACAAUUUUGUUUUCAUGACUUCUCUCUUCUUAUGCUCUUGUGUGUCUUCACUUCCAGGAAACUGUGGUUCAAGCACUGUUUUACUCUCCAUUCAGAUUCUUGGUAUAGCUGCCUUUUUAUUGGAGAUACCCAAAUGAAACCCUUGGUUGUAAGGCUUACAAAUUGAAGUCCAAGGGUUUUAGACAGCAUUUUUAGAAAAGAAAUCACCUCCCUGUGCAAAUGAAAUAUAAGCUGUUACCAAAUUCAGUUAAGAGUGCAAUUUAUGGUUCCUUAGAAGUGUCCCAGAAGCCAUAAGAUACUUCAGAGUUCUUAAUUGGUGGAGAGUAAGUCUGUCCCUACAGGCCUCUUGGUUGUGGCUGCAGGCAGCUCUGUAGGGCUGACCUCUCCAGCACUGCUGCUCCAACAUUUGUAUGGAGAAAAAAAUUGUAUGGAGAAAAAAGGGGAGUGAAAGGCGGGAUAUCAAGUCCAAACUCCUCCUCCUCUUCUUUAUGCAUGGGGCAGACUGAGUGAGGCUUUGGAUUGCUCUCUUAAUGGUGAAAAUUCAAGUUUCCUAGGAUUGUGCCUAAAAAGCCAAGUGAACUAACUAUUAAGACAUCAGAGUGUUUCUUAAUGAUACUUGAUGAUUGGUAUGUGGAGAGAUUUCUAUAGCUGAGGGAGUAGCCAGGGAGAUUCUCUAUAUUGAUUUCUUUACCCUGGCCUUUGAGAAGUAUUUUGAGGACCCACUCAAUUCUUGUGUCUGUAAUUUGUUUUAAGCUGUUCUCAAUAUUGAAUAUUGAAUUGCUGUAUCUUGGUUCCUAUGAUGAACAGUGGGUAUGAAAUAAUAAUAUGAAUACAUGUCCUCCUCAUCAUCCUGGCAAUACCUGGAUUAUGGUGGUAAGAAGAAGAUCCUCUCAGUCAGUCUUAAAUUAUUUGGCCAGACAUACCAAACAGUCAAGGAUCAUUCUUUUAUGCAUAAUGCUCAAGGUUGUGUUUUUUUUUUUAAUAAUUUUUAUUAAAGGUUUUCUUGGUUUCCAUGUAUUGUCUUUUCCGGAUUGUGAUGUCUUUUCUACAAAUCAGUUACGUUUGAUAUGAGACAUUAGUGUUGUAUACAGUAUAAGGUUGGGGAAGAAGGGGGUGAUGGGGUGGUGAAUCUUAUGUUCUUUUAUAUAGUGUGCAUGUGGGUUUUUUGUCAGCAUUUAACUGGGUAGGUUCUCUAUCUAUUUGCUUAUUACAUUUCCUUGGUGUUGAGAGGGAUUGCGGGGCAAAACGUGGUUGCUUGUCUGUGUUUGGCUGCAGUGAGGUUUGUUUGCAUUUGUGAGGGGGGAGGGAUUGUUUGGUCAAGUAAGCCAUAUUGAUUCGUAUGCUGUUGGUGGAUUCUUCUUGUUGCCUUGUUGCAUACUGCUCAAGUGUUGAACAUUAUGGAGCAAUCAUCUUUGUGACUGAUGACAGCAUAUGCUGUCAAAAUGCUUACAGAUGGGAAUAGACCAUAAAAAGACAUAUUAGAAUGUAUUGCUAAUAUGAUAAUGAGUUUGGUGAGACUUGCUUAUUUCACACUUUCCAGCUAUCUCCCUUCUUCCGAGUGCAGAGAAAGUGGUAGCCAACUCUGAGCACAUUGAUGAUGUUUUAUAUUGGGGUAGGAGAGAAGCAAUUCUCCCUCUGACUGUAAAGAUAGCAGUCUAGUUAGAAAAUUGCUGCAGAUAUUCAGCUGAUGUUCAUUUUGAUUUUCUUUUCUUUCCCUCCCUAGAAUGCUGGUUCAGCUGUUAUUCCUGAUCCCAUCUCCUUCCAGACUGAUUUAGCUCCAUUUCAAAUUGCAAAUAAUGUCCUAGCUGCUACAACAGAAGGACAAGAACUUCAGGGCAUUGGGCAGCCCAAGAAAAGUUUAUGGCAAGACUUUGAAGGCGAAGUUGAAAGUUGGAGAAUGGAAGAAAAUGCAUCAAAAACCAGCCAGGCAGCAUCUUCUGAGAAGAGCAGCCAACCUGUGGAACUGGAAGCAAGAGGGUCCUCAGCAAGGCAACGAGUUGCUAGUUGGCAUUCAGUCUCUGAUCCCAGUGUAAAUGUGUAUAGUAGCAAAUUCAGCAAUCUUUCUAGUGAAAAUGGUAAAGUUUCCUCAAAAAGACUUCCCUAUACUGCAAGCUUUGUUGCUGGAGAUCAAAGUGUACAUCAAACAGAUCUUUCUAGAAAUGACACAGUAGGUUCUGAUUCUGAAAUACAAGAAAGCAUCCAUUCUAUGGGAGGUAUUUAA